This is a messenger RNA of Dendrobium catenatum, 677 nucleotides long. Its product is annotated as transcription initiation factor TFIID subunit 9-like. Lineage: Eukaryota; Viridiplantae; Streptophyta; Magnoliopsida; Asparagales; Orchidaceae. The annotation marks the transcript as partial. Gene Ontology annotation, cellular component: transcription factor TFIID complex; SAGA complex. The transcript has a single exon. The record is from RefSeq and is a predicted model, not a curated record. Gene Ontology annotation, molecular function: RNA polymerase II general transcription initiation factor activity; transcription coactivator activity. Gene Ontology annotation, biological process: DNA-templated transcription initiation; RNA polymerase II preinitiation complex assembly.
ACCCUUCUUCAGGUUCUUCUUGAGCUUGCUCGUACCAGAAACAAGACGCCAUUGCCCAAGACAAUCGCACCACCUGGUUCUAUCCCACUGCCACCUGAGCAGGACACACUCGUUAGCCCUAACUAUCAGCUCUUGAUACCUAAGAAACAUCUCGCACAAAUUGAGGAGACUGAGGAGGAUGAAGAAGGUACGAAGCCCAAUCCCAACCCUAACACUAACUCUAACCCUAACUCUUCUGUUGAACAGAGGACAGAUGCUGAGCAGCAGCAAAUGCAAGCAAUUCCUCAAAAGGUGUCAUUUGCUCUUGCCUCCUCUGCUGCUGCGCCAGCUGCUAAGCGUCAGAGGUGUUGAGCUCAGGAAAUUAUUGGGUUCGGUCACAGGACGCCGUGCGGAGCCCAAUGAAAAUGCGCCACAUCACCCCCUACUCGGUACUGAGAUCGGUAUUGUUCAUUACCGAGCUCGGUAUUGCUUGAUACUGGAUACGUGGUUGGACCUGAUUGGUCUCCGAACGAUAAGCUGUGUCCGGUGACCAAACUCAAUAAUUUCCCGUUGAGCUCAGCAUGAGCAGCUGAGUCUGUUUUUUAUGGAACAAAUUUGUGUCAGAGUGAAUUUUUAGAAGUAUUAAAUUUAUUAUGAGAUGCAUAUAAUAUAUACAAAACUAAUAUCCUGAGCUAUUA